This is a messenger RNA of Aspergillus sclerotioniger CBS 115572, 1489 nucleotides long. Its product is annotated as putative DNA repair protein Rad1. NCBI's taxonomy places the organism in Eukaryota, Fungi, Ascomycota, Eurotiomycetes, Eurotiales, Aspergillaceae. Gene Ontology annotation, cellular component: checkpoint clamp complex. Bases 98 to 1489 code for a protein of 463 amino acids. The record is from RefSeq and is a predicted model, not a curated record. Gene Ontology annotation, biological process: DNA repair; DNA damage checkpoint signaling; protein N-linked glycosylation. The transcript is spliced from 6 exons.
AGCUCCCUCUUCCCAGUUUCUCCUCGUUUCUGCUUCCUGACCCUCUGCUCUCCUUUAUACACCAUCCAUUGAAGUCGUGUGACUCUCAUACCUCCUCAUGUCUCUGAACGAAGUCUGGGUGGCAGCUUCUGCAAACCCUUUUACUCCUCCGGUUGCCAAAGAUAGCCAGUUCUUCGUCGGCUUCUCGCUACUAGUCGCUGCAUUCAUCCUCACGGGUCUCUUUGGACUUAAUCGGUCCUUUCUCAGCAUCGCUUCCUUCGGCGUCCCGGCAUCUUUGGCGUUUGGCUUCGGAGCCGUGUUCAUGAUCUGUGCCGUUGGGGUCUACUUGUUUCCCAGAUACCCAUGUACCAUACACUGGAGACCAACUCCAUCCAAGAUCAUGGCGGACGCGGACCCCAUUUUCACUGCUGUCUCCGGCAAUGCCUACCAUCUCUAUACCUUACUACAAUGCAUUAGCUUCGCAUCACGAGCUACCGUGCAAAUAACACCAGAUGGGAUCCGCUUCUCCGCGGAGGAGCUACGGGUCAUACAAGGUCUCGCUUUCCUCGAUAAAGCCCUCUUCACCAGUUACGCCUUCAACCCACCACCCGUGCCACACGAAAGGACAACGGACGACGACUCCGCUUCAGACUCCACCUACUACCCCUCCUUCGUGGUCUCGUUAUCCGCUCUACUGGAGACUCUGAAAAUCUUCGGCACCAACGACUCAUCCACCAGUACCAAUGUCAAACGAGCAUCCAGCGUUCAGCCAACACACCCAUCCGGAGCCAACGCCUUCUCAGCGCCUUCAUUGCUCCUGGACCGCUCCUGUACAAUCCGAUACAUGGGCGAAGGCUCCCCUCUCAGCAUCACUCUUUCAGAGACCGGCAUCAAAACCACCUGCGAAUUGACAACCUACGAAACCGAAGACAGCGAAAUCGACAUCCCACUCCAACGCGAUGCCAUCAUCAUGAAGAUCAUCAUGCGCUCCGCCUGGCUCCACAACGCCAUCACAGAACUAGCUGCUGCCAGUCCGACAGUGCUGAAGAUCUCCGCGUCCGCGACCCGCGAACCAUAUUUCGCGCUGACCGGCACUGGUGGAUCGUUCAGCGAGUCAUCUGUAGAAUUCUCCGUCGAAAACGGCCAGGAAGGUGAUGCUCGAGGCUCAACUGAUGAGGGGUCACGUGCGAAGAAAGCCAGACUUGCCCCUACGGUCACGGAGACGUUUCUUGUCAGUCCGCCGUCGUCGAUGGGAUCUCGCAUUAAGCAGAACUACAAGUUCGCGCUGAUUCAGAAAGCGGCUCGCGCUAUGGCAGUGGCUAAUAAAGUAAGCAUCCGCGGGGAUCGACAGGGAGUAUUGAGUUUGCAAUUCAUGAUCGAGUUUGAUGCCAAUGGGGGUAGCAGUGUGCGACCUCUGAAAGGAGGUCCUCCGCCUGUUGUGACGUUUGUGGAUUUCCGGUUUGUGCCGUUGCUUGAUGAUAACGAGGGUGAAGGUGAAGAUCUAGUGUGA